Amyelois transitella is the source of this 1472-nucleotide messenger RNA. RefSeq lists its product as uncharacterized. The transcript has a single exon. The record is from RefSeq and is a predicted model, not a curated record. Gene Ontology annotation, cellular component: cytoplasm. NCBI's taxonomy places the organism in Eukaryota, Metazoa, Arthropoda, Insecta, Lepidoptera, Pyralidae. Gene Ontology annotation, biological process: protein transport. The coding region runs from base 38 to 1111 and encodes 357 amino acids.
AUCAGUGGAAUCGUGUCAGUUGUUAUUAAAACAUCAAAUGGGAAUCUAUUGUGAAAUUAACCUCUUUAAGACACCUGAGGACGGUGUGUUCACACCAGGAAGUAAGGUGUCCGGCAUUAUAAAGUACAGUCUUGAUCAAGUGACAGUUUUUGAUAAAAUCACAAUAUCGUUGAACGGACAAGGUAAUCUUGUUGUACGCGAAAGAAAUAAUAAAAAUAAUGAUACGUAUACAAACAAGGAAGUUUAUGCACAUAUUGACAAUGUUAUUGAUAAUGGAAAGGGUAAUGAACAUGGAAUUGGUAUGUACGAAACUACAUUUGAUUUCAUAAUACCUGAUGAUGUACCAUCUACAUUGCAUUACCACGACAGAAAUGGAAGUUAUAGUAUAAAGUGUGAUAUUGCUUACUACAUUAAGAUCAAAUUUGAAAGACCAGGAUUUCUUCAAUUUCCUACAAAAUUUAAAAAGGAAUUUAUUGUUAAUUCAGAAUACAAACCGACGUUACCAAAUGAGCCUCUUAUAUAUGGAGAACAAACCAAACUAUUCCAGUUUUGUGCUAGCAGGAAUAACAUUGUUAACAUCAAAGCAAAGAUAAAGAACUCGGUGAUACCAAUUGGUGGCAAUAUAUACCUAGAAUAUGAAGUAACCAAUGAUACAGAUAAAAUUGUGAAAAGUGUUGAAGUAAAAUUAGUGGAAGAUUAUGUAUUUACAACUAAGAGCGGAAGAAAAUUCAAUUUAUCAAAAGAUGUUGAUAAAACAGACACAAAGACUGGCACAAUUGAAAGUGAUGAGAAGGAAAACUUAAAUACUGUUGUUAAUGUACCUUCUGAUAUAAAAUCGGAGAGAUUUUCAAAGAUUGCAUUUAGGAAUUUUAUUGUAAGACUAACAGUUGGAUUACCGUUUCCUCAUUUUAAUCUUGUACUUGAUAUUCCUGUGGAAAUUUGUGACGACGAAAUAGGUAAAUAUCAGGACUCUGAUGCUGUAGGAGUUGAUAGAGAAGAUCCCCCUGGAUACGACUCUCCUCCUCCGUACUGGGUAGCAAUGGGAGCAGUCACAAAAGAGGACGCAUUUUUUGGUGAAAAGACAUACUUAUUUGAUAUAAGUCAUACAUAGGUAAACAGCUAUAAUCACGCAUUUUUACGCGUUUGAAAGAGUCUACAUCUUUCCACUUUAAAUUAUAGAUCAAAUGAUUUAAUGUAAAGUGUUUUAAUUUAAAUAUUAGUACUAGAAUAGUCAUAGAAAAUCAGCGUAUUGUUCUAUCGUUGAGUUAUGACCUCUAUGUAUUGCUGCAAUUCACACCCUUAUUAAUUUGUUAUUUCAUAUGUACAUUGCAAAUUGUGUUUAGCAAUUCAAAUAAAUGAAUUAUGUUUCCUUAUCUAUCUAUAAUUAAAUAAAAAUAACCGCAUACAAUAGUUUAACAAGACUAUUUAUCGAAUGUUGUGGUGUAAUAAAUAAAUGUCACUAUUUUAUUUGA